Messenger RNA from Paramecium tetraurelia, 1344 nucleotides. RefSeq lists its product as uncharacterized. Gene Ontology annotation, biological process: gluconeogenesis; glycolytic process. The transcript has 8 exons. Gene Ontology annotation, cellular component: cytosol. NCBI's taxonomy places the organism in Eukaryota, Ciliophora, Oligohymenophorea, Peniculida, Parameciidae. The record is from RefSeq and is a predicted model, not a curated record. Gene Ontology annotation, molecular function: ATP binding; phosphoglycerate kinase activity; ADP binding.
AUGAGUUCUAAGGCUGGUGUCGAUUAUGUGUUAAGAAAUCAGAGUAGAUUUCAACGUGCCAAUCAAAGAAGGCAAAGUGGAGAAUGCUACCAAAUCAAAGGAGCUAUUCCAACAAUCAAGAAGAUCCUUGAAUAGAAUCCAAAGUAUGUUACAUUGAUGUCACACAUACGGAGACCAGAUGGAAAGAGAGUUGAAAGAUUUCUCCCUCAAAAUAGUUGUUCCUAAUUAACUUCGUAAACAAUUGUCUGUAAAUGCUGGAAAUGUUAAAUCAAUUUAUUAGAAAAUCUGAGAUUUCAUAUUUAGGAGGAAGGAGAAGGCCGUGAUGCAAAUGCAGCUUGGAUCAAAACUGACAAAUAGGGUGUUAAGUAAUUUAGAAAGGAAUUAUCUGCCUUAGGAGAUAUUUAUGUAAAUGAUGCAUUUACUACUGCACAUAGAGCACACUCCUAUAUGGUUGGAAUAGAUCAUAAAGUUAGAAAGGAGCUCGAAUAUUUUUUGAAGGCCUUGGAAACACUUCAAAGACCAUUCGUUGUUAUGUUAGGAUGUGCUAAAGUUGCUGAUAAAAUCCAGUUACUUGAAUCUAUGAUUGAUAAAGCAUGGCAUUUACAUUCUUACUAAAAUAUCUCAAUAUUCCUAAUGGAAAAAGUCCGCUUUGAUGAUGUAUAUAAUUUUGUGGAUGGCAUACUCACUAAAGCUAAGGAAAGAAUCUUAAAAAUUCGUGUUCCAGUCGAUUACUUAAAUGAUGGAUGGUUUGGUAAAGUUGAAGGUUCAUUGACAAAAAGAGAAAAUGUUGAGGUCUUUGGAAGAGCUAAAACAAGUUUAUAUUUUGUGGAUUUAAUUUUCAAUCUCGAAUUUUAGUAAGUCAAGGAUGGUUCUUUGGGCAUUUUGAAUGCCUUGGUUAAAUAGACAUCAAGUGGUGCUACAACCAUAGUUGCUGAUAUUGUCGAUAUAGUUGACUCCUAUUAGGCUAAUGAUAAACUCAAUUAUGUUUCAACUGGUAGUGCUUCUUUGGAAUUGUUGGAAGGAAAGAUUUUACCAGGUGUUGAAUAUUUGACCAAUAUCAAAGAUUUAUAAUAUAUGAUUCUUAUAACACAAUUUAAUAUCAUUAAUAUUUUAAAUGGAUAAGCAAUUGCUAUAACAAAUCGACCUCAUUAUGCAAGAUAGUGUUUAAGGUGCCUUGAUUCCAAUAAAUCAAUCAAUCCUCAAUUAAGCCAAUAUGUUAAAAGUAUAGCAGAUUGUGCCACAGCUUUAAAAGACUAAGUACCUAUCAUUGCCAUAGAGACUGGCGAAUAAAAAACAUAUGUUAUCAAACCAGGAUCUAAAUUUAGUCUAUGCUUGCUAGCUUGA